Arachis ipaensis is the source of this 1020-nucleotide messenger RNA. RefSeq names its product F-box protein At2g26160-like. The record is from RefSeq and is a predicted model, not a curated record. Lineage: Eukaryota; Viridiplantae; Streptophyta; Magnoliopsida; Fabales; Fabaceae.
AUGACUAAGCGGUUCUAUUCAUAUGACAAUUACAUUCAACUUCGAUUGGUGUGUAAGCAAUGGAACUUGGAACUACCAAAGAUUCCUGAUGGCAACAAAGUUCCGUGGCUGGUACUAUCUACUGGCAGUGCUGCUAAAGAAUCUUUCCAAGAAGAAGUUCGUGCUCCCGAGGAUGAAGGAAUUGGUAGUCUCGAAGAGAAGGGGAUUUACCACCUCAUGUUACCAGAUAUGCAAGACAACAUCAUGUAUGGUUCAUAUAUGAAGGGCGACCGUAUCACUCAUAAUCUCAUUUUGGUGCAUAAAAUCCAAAUUUGGAAGGCUAUUAUAAAUUCAGCUCCUAACAAUGACAAUGACAGUGAUUUUAUAGCAGUGGUCAUAUAUGGAUUAUUCCUAGAAUUGGCCUUUUACAUGCCAAACGAGAAUAGAUGGAUUAGAUUUCCAACAAAAGAUCUAGACGACGUUCAUGAUGUCAUAUUUUUUGAAGAGAAAAUAUUUGCAGUAGACGGUAAUGGCCAACUAUAUGAAUUUGAUACAAGAACAAAGUCAGGACCAGUGGGAGGAAAACAUGAAGCCACACCACCUCCAUCCAUUGUAGGAAUGCCUAAUUGUUCUUACUAUCUAAUUGGAGGUGAUAAUGGAAGUUUAUUGAUGCUGGUAAAAGGGGUAAGAUAUAGGUAUUACAUGAAGAAUCAAAAGCGGUUCUGCAAGUGCGAGACUGUCAAAUUUGAUGUCUAUGAAUUGAAGAAAAAUGAGAAAACAUGGUCAAGAAUACACAGUUUGGGGAAUUACAUACUACUAAUUGGACGCAAUUCUUCUGUUCAAAUACUGCCAAGUAAUUUUUUGAAUUGCAGAGGAAAUCAAAUCUACUUUACAGAUGACAUGCAUGACAGACGUGAAGUGUACUUUGAAAACACUACUCCCGCUUCUCAGAUUGGCAUCUUCGAUUUGGAAGAUGGGAGUUGCCAAACAUUUUUAACAGAUGUGGACUCUUUUUGUCAUCCUAUUUGGAUAUUACCCUAG